Messenger RNA from Acyrthosiphon pisum (pea aphid), 531 nucleotides. RefSeq lists its product as uncharacterized. Bases 25 to 474 code for a protein of 149 amino acids. NCBI's taxonomy places the organism in Eukaryota, Metazoa, Arthropoda, Insecta, Hemiptera, Aphididae. The transcript has 3 exons. The record is from RefSeq and is a predicted model, not a curated record.
GAACAUUUCAGCGAAUCAAUUGAUAUGAGACCGUCUUUUUCAAAAACAAAACCUGGUACAAAACGUGCUGCAGAAAAACCAAGUGUGAAAAAACCUAUGAAAAAGAAGCAGAAUAAAAUGAAUGCAUCAUACAGAGAUAAUGUAAGCGAACGUUUAAGAUCAGAAGAAUUUGAUGUUGAGAUAUUUAAUUCGCUAACAUUUAGACAAGGGGAUGGUGUUGUAACAAUAAAAACGCCUUUUGAAGAAAAAUCCAAGGAGUAUUGGGUGUUAAGCCACUAUAAGGUCGCCAACAUUGAGAAUGUGCCAGUAAAGGACAGAUGGAAGUUCAGCGAAGCUACUGUUAGAUUGUACACAAGCGAUGAAUCAAAAGAUCAAACACUUCAUACUGGACUCAAUGAGACAAUGCAAACUAUAUUUGAUAAAUUACUAACUGAUCCGAAGCGUCAAACUAUUAAGAGCAAGACGAGUAUUUGAUUAUUAUAUGAAAAAAAAUAAAUUUCAUUUAAUAAACAAAAAAUUAUUAUACAUGUA